AUGGCCCGGUCAGAAAUGUUCGAUCCUAGCGCACCAGGUGUUACGAAGCAAAUGAUGUUAGAUUGGUUACAAAUCAAUCAUCCCAUGUCUGUAGUCUCGUCACAUACCGUCAAGAGUGGUGUCGCCGAGAUAGUGCGGAAGAAACAGCCCGAGUUUUUCCCGAACCCAAUGAGCGACGCGCCAGGACUAAUGCCAGACACUUCCAACCCGGUCAGCGAAUUUCAAGUCGAUAUGCCUGUGUCCACGGUUUACCCUUCAUCAUCUGAUUCCCCCCACCUGGCAAUCACACCCGAGGAACCAGUCAAUCAACGUGACUUCCCCACCUCAAGUGUACCUUUGAAAGCCUCUGUCACGCAAUUGGGACCCCCAAUCUCCAGCGCGAAACCCUUGAAGCGUGCCACCUUUGCUCUGCCCGUUAAUUUGCCUCAAGAGCUCUUGCGGUCAUCAACAUCAUCAGAAGGGCAACUCAAGCGACCUGGUUCCCCCACUCCAAACGGACAGGUUUCUAAACGUGCUAACCUGGAUAAUGUAGGACUGUCGCAAUCUCGAAGUAAACCUGUGAAGAAAGAGAAGAAGCGGGUAGCAAAGAGCUAUCCUGUCUUAGGUUCGAGCAAGCCAUCACAUCAGAUACCGCACAAGUCGACAACAGGUUUGUACGACUCGUGUACCGACUUAUUGGACACUGUCAACAAGGAAGAUCUCAAAGCCUUGCGAUCUUAUGAAGUAGAACAUAUGAAAUCAUCAAGCACUUCGACUGGCAUUCAAUCCAGCUCGAAAAUGAUGGAAAGCAAUGGGCUCAUCAAUACUCCAGACACUCCUGAAAUGCGGGACCUCAUCGAUCUCUCAGGUGUCGAUUGGCUUGGUGUCGAAGAUCUAGCAGCAAUCACGGAGGACAAACAAAAGCACAGAAUAACUGCAUCAACAAUCAAGUCUGGCGUGGAUGUAUUCCACGAAGAAAGACGUCGAGCAGAGAUAGCAGUUUCUGGUCUUCAGGACUCCGUGUCUCAGCUGUUGAAAAGGAUGGAUGCUGUGGAGCAAACAUCAGUUGCUAGCAUCAUUCAAAAUGAACGACAAAGAUACGAGCAAGAUCGUGCACUCGAGGAAGCCACGCGUCGUCUUGACAAUCAAGCCAAAUGUAUUGAUGAUCUCAAGGAUACCGUCUCCGGCUUGAAAGAGCAGCUGCAUCUUCUGCAGCGCCAAUGCGACAAAUACGAACAAGACAUUCAAACACAGGAACGAUGUAUUGUGCGGCUGAUGCAGCAUGACGUGGGUGAAGCGGAUUCAGACGGAGGUGAAGAGGAUUCAGACGGAGAAGUCGGCAACAAUGAACCUGGAGUUGACAGUCAAUCUGACUAUAGUGUUUGA
Melampsora larici-populina 98AG31 is the source of this 1365-nucleotide messenger RNA. RefSeq lists its product as uncharacterized. Lineage: Eukaryota; Fungi; Basidiomycota; Pucciniomycetes; Pucciniales; Melampsoraceae. The transcript has 10 exons. The coding region runs from base 1 to 1365 and encodes 454 amino acids. The record is from RefSeq and is a predicted model, not a curated record.